This is a messenger RNA of Miniopterus natalensis, 3385 nucleotides long. The record is from RefSeq and is a predicted model, not a curated record. Lineage: Eukaryota; Metazoa; Chordata; Mammalia; Chiroptera; Miniopteridae.
AUGAGCAACAGGAAACCCCUCGGGGCCGACACGCGCCACUCCACUGUGGGCUUCACGGUCAACUCAUCGCUGGUCCACCUUGGUUUAGCUGCCAGUCUUGGCCUAACGAAUUGCAUUUUGUCUUCUAGAUUUCAUCGUUUCUUGGAUGUCAACAGUCACAAAGUAGAAAAGACAAUAGAAGGAAUUUAUGAAAAAUUCAUCAUUCAUUCUGAUCUCGGUAAAGCUGCCAGCUGGAAGAGAUUAACUGAGGAAUUUCUAAAUGCAUCACUUCCAAACAUAAAGGAAAUAAAGACUGAUGCUCACUAUUCCACACUGUCACUCCUCCUGUGCCUGUCUGACUCUCCUUCAAACAGCAGCUACGUGGAGACACCACGAGAUAAAGAAGUGGAAAAGAAAGAUGAUUUUGACUGGGGAAAAUACUUGCUGGAAGGUGAAGAAAUUGACUUUAGUCAGAACGGAGACACACCAAAUUGGUCUGAAGAAAGUGGGGAUGAAGAUGACCCACAGCCCUUGAGCAGAGAAGACUCUGGGAUUCAGGCAGAUCGGACACCGUUAGAGGAACAAAGUCACAGCAGGAAACCAGGGCCACGUGUCAGCUGGAAAGUGGAUGAGCCAGAUGCCCGAAGCUGGCUGGAGCAGCAUGUCGUCCAUCAGUACUGGACAGCUCAGUCCUCGAGGUUUCCUCAUAGUUUGCAUUUGCACUCCAAUUUAGCUGCUGUCUGGGACCAACAUUUGUGCAGCAGUGACCCAUUACACCUUCCAGAUGACAGGGUUUUUGUUACUGAGACACAGGUUAUUCGGGAAACCCUGUGGUUACUUUCAGGGGUCAAAAAGCUCUUUAUAUUUCAGUUGAUUGAUGGAAAAGUAACUGUGAGAAACAACAUAAUAGUAACCCAUUUGACACAUAGCUGUUUGCGGUCAGUGCUGGAACAGAUCGCGGCGCAUGGCCAGGCUGUGUUCCGACUCCAGGCAUUCAUCGAUGAAGUCCUGGGGCACAGCUCUGAGAACACGCUUCCCGGGAACGGAUCCAUCCUUAAGAAGUUGGCUGAAGCUCCCUUUCGAACUUACCAGGCUUUCAUGUGGGCCCUGUACAAAUACUUUAUUGCUUUCAAAGAAGAGCUUACGGAAAUUGAGAAGUGUAUCAUCAAUAACGAUACUACAAUAACUCUUGCUAUAGUGGUGGACAAGUUGUCUCCUCGACUGGCUCAGCUGAAGGUUCUGCACAAAGUCUUUAGCACUGGGAUAGCCGAAGUCCCACCAGACACUCGGAAUGUCGUGCGGGCAUCUCACCUGCUUAACACUCUGUACAAGGCCAUUCUUGAAUAUGACGACGUUGGAGAAGCCUCUGAGCAAACCGUCUCCCUGCUUUUCUCUCUCUGGGUGGAGACAGUGCGGCCCUACCUGCAGAUUGUGGACGAGUGGAUUGUGCACGGCCACCUGCGUGACUGUGCGCGGGAGUUCAUCAUCCAGAGAAACAAAAAUGUCCCAGUAAAUCACAGAGACUUUUGGUAUGCGACUUACACACUGUACAGCGUGUCCGAAAAGACAGAGAGUGAAGAAAGGGUGAGUGAUAGUGCCAGCGCAAGCUCCGGCAGCGACCAGGGGCCCUGCAGCCGGCAGCACACCAUGGUGUCCUUCCUCCGCCCUGUCCUGAAGCAGAUCAUCAUGGCCGGCAAGUCCAUGCAGCUGCUCAAGCACUUGCAGGUUGGGGACAGCACCACAGGCCAGGCCAUGGCCAGAGAUGCAGAAAGAAAAGGCUUGUACACCCUCUUUCUGGAAUCCGUACAGUCACGCCUUCGACACGGAGAAGAUGCCAGCACACAGCCCCUCACCGCCCAGCAGGCAUCCAAAGAGAGCCUCAUUAAGAUGCAGUGCAUCGCCGAAAGACACCUUGAGCUGGAUGAUGCUCACGACCCGCUGCUGGCAGUCAACUUUGCCAGGUUGUACUUGGAACAGAGUGACUUUCAUGAGAAGUUUGCUGGUGGAGAUAUAUGUAUGGAUAGAUCAUCGGAAUCUGUGACGUGCCAGACAUUUGAAUUAACACUGAGGUCUUGCCUCUAUCCCCACAUUGACAAGCAGUAUCUAGAUUGCUGUGGAAACCUCAUGGAAACACUGAAGAAAGAUUACAGGUUGGUGGAGUACUUGCAGGCCAUGAGGAAUUUUUUUUUAAUGGAAGGUGGAGAUACCAUGUAUGACUUCUACACAUCAAUUUUUGAUAAAAUAAGAGAAAAGGAAACCUGGCAAAAUGUGUCUUUUCUUAACGUCCAGCUCCAAGAAGCAGUAGGACAGCGUUAUCCUGAAGACAGUCCACGUCUCUCUGUAUCUUUUGAGAAUGUGGACACAGCUAAGAAGAAACUCCCUGUUCAUAUCUUAGAUGGUCUGACCCUGAGCUACAAGGUCCCAUGGCCUGUGGACAUUGUUAUAAGUUCGGAAUGUCAAAAAAUUUAUAAUCAGGUGUUCCUUCUCUUACUGCAGAUAAAGUGGGCAAAAUACAGCCUGGAUGUUUUACUAUUUGGUGAAUUAGCUGGAAAACCACCACUUCAAGAAGGACUUUUAUGCAGACAGGAACCGGCUUCCCAGUUUGGAACACAGAAGAAACCAGCAAGACAGCUGAUUCAUCGGAUGUUCCUCCUGCGCGUGAAGCUCAUGCACUUUGUGAACAGCUUACACAACUACAUCAUGACCAGGACGCUUCACAGUACAGGGCUGGAGUUUCAGCAUCAAAUUGAGGACGCCAAGGAUUUAGAUCAGCUGAUUAAAGUUCACUAUAGGUACUUGUCAACCAUCCAUGAUCGAUGUCUGCUGAGAGAAAAGGUCAGCUUUGUGAAAGAGGCCAUCAUGAAGGUGUUGAACUUGGCGCUCAUGUUUGCAGAUGGUUGGCAGGCGGGCCUGGGGGCGUGGCAAAUGGAAUCUAUAGAGAAAAUGGAGUCUGAUUUCAAAAACUGCCAUAUGUUCCUUGUCACCAUUUUAAACAAAGCCGUCUGUAGAGGGUCCUUUCCCCAUUUGGAGUCUCUAGCGCUGUCCCUCACCGCCGGCGUGGAGCAGAGUUAAAUGUCUGCAUGUGAUAAUGCCUCAGACCUUCUCUCCGUACAUGCACAGCCCCAUCACAUGCAGCUGAGAAGGAGGAAUCAUUUUAUUUUGUUUCUUUUUUAAAAACUGUUGUAUCUAGACAAGUGGGUUGUAGGUGUUUUCUCUGGAGCUUACCUGGCAGUGUAUAGUGCACGUAGCAUACAAAAGCGUAUCAGCGAUGCAGAGCGAACACAGGCUGUUUGCACUCUGUUUCCUCCCGUAAGCCACAGAUCUGUGGUCUUGAUAUCUUUAGAUAUGAAUGAUGUCAUUUUUGAAAAUGUAAUCGUUAAUAUUAAAAAUAUGUUAAAGCACUUUA